GAGAAGGAACUGGAUCCGUGUCGUCAUGUGACGGCGGCCUCCGAGAAAAUGCCAACAUGGAACCGAGGCAAGGACGAGAUCUUCAGCUUUAAUAACUCGAAAAAGGGACCUACGUCCAGGCCAAGUUUUGUUUCAUUACACACAGGGAAGCUCGAUCCGUGUCAGCUUUGAGUUACUAAAGUAAGGGGUCUGCGGUGAUACACUCCCUCAGUCACCUGCCUUUAUUUUGAUCCGGACUGUAAUAAAUGGUUUCAGUAAGUGAUAAACCAGUAGCCGUCGCUAACGACGCACUUAUGCUGCUCACACUGCCCCACAUGGAGGUUGGGGGCAGUGAGGUAGGCAGUGAAAGGGGCAGUGAAGGGGGCAGCUCAGCCUCCUGCUCCAGCCCCGAGACGGGCGACACUGCUGCCGGUCUGGGUGAAGAAGACGAUGAAGAAGAAGAAGAAGAAGAAGAAGACGAUGAUGGACUCCUGAACUUUGACUUCCCUUCAGGCAUGGAGGAAGCUUCCAGAUUUCCUGAUUUCACCUUGCACGUGUCAAGCAGCUUCUCUCCGACUCUUGAGGACAUCGAGGAGUUCUUGAUGGAGAAGAUGGAACAGGUGGAGAAGGGUCUCGGCAUUCCAGACGCAAAAACAGAGCAGGUCCUCGAUGAAGACACGGCAUCUCCCACUAGUCAGCUGGAAGGUACGGCUGUCAAGUCCUCCACCCAAACCCCUGCUACUCAGACUGCUAGUGCUACAGCUAGCACUUCUCCAGUGUUCGUCGGUGCUCCAGUGGUGCUGCAGAUUCAACCGGUGCAGAUCAGCCACCCGCUUCCCCAAACGAACCCCCCUGCCAACGGACUGCGGGUGGCCCACCUGGUGCUGGGUGUCCAGGGUGGGCAGAACGUUGCUCUGCUCUACCCUCCGGUGUCCUCUGCGACUGUGUUGCCCGUCGUGGGAGAGACUGGGUGCCAAGACCAAAAGUAUGUGAAGAUCGCCCCUCUGCCCAUCACGUUUAGGGCUGUUGGCAUUGCAGGGACCAGCUUGGUCAAAGCCAUCCCUCCACGCCCACCCAGACCCUCCACAGAAAACCUACGGGUGCACAAGUGUUCCCAUCCAGGGUGCGAAAAGAUGUACACCAAGAGCAGCCACCUGAAGGCCCACUUCCGCAGACACACAGGCGAGAAGCCGUACCUGUGCAGCUGGCCAGACUGCGGCUGGAGGUUUUCCCGAUCGGAUGAAUUAUCCCGUCACCGUCGCUCGCACUCGGGAGUGAAGCCUUACAAAUGCACGAUGUGCGAUAAGAAGUUCGCCAGGAGCGACCACCUGUCCAAACACACCAAGGUGCACAGGAGCCCGCGCGCAAGCAGACUGGCCAGACCGAGCGUCUGAAGAAGCGCACCGUCCUUCCACUAAACCUGGAAAAGCUAGAUCUUCCUUUUAUUUUUUACUUCCUUUCUUCUUCCUUCCUGCUUGGUUCUCUUCAGAUCUGUGCUUUUCUCGGUGCUAACGCUGGCUAACUUGAACCUCAGGGAUGUGAUUGUUUAGCCCCGAAGCUACGCGCUGCUCACUACGCACUAUCCCUGUCCAAUUCCUUGUGUGAAUCUGAUUCGGGAGAGGUUUCGAUGCAUAAAUCUGGAGUGAGGAUUACAGCACGGUGCUAAACUGGUGCAUUUUUGUGAAUAUUCCCUUGAAAUCUGAACGGAAAAGACUUCGUCCCAUUGUGAGCACGUCUCCAGACUGCCUUACAGUGACAUCGGUGUCUUUCCAAAGCUACGUAUAAACCUAUAUAAGCUUGUAAAGGUAUAGUGUAUGCUCUGUAUGCUAAAACCGAGAAACGGAGAUAAUCCCGUUAUUAUUAUUAUUUUAUUUUAUUUUUUUUUCUAAACAUGCACUUGUCGGUGUCCUCUCGGAUCGGCUAAUACGUAUCGUCAUACUAUCAUGGAAUAGUAUCUAAUGUAUAGCACUUAAGGUAAGAUUUUAAAAUGUCCUGCCUCUGAAUAUCAAUCAAUGCAAGGACCAGUGUGAUUGUUUUUUGUACCGUGAUGUACCUUAGUUUCUUACCUUUUUUUGUACUAAUGCUUGAUGCCUUUUAUUUUGUUCCAAAAAAAAAAACGGCCCAAUCACAUCCCUGAUUGAACCAAAUCACGUUAAAGUGCGUCGAUCCAGUGCCUCACAUCUCUUUCAGAUUGUUGAGAGAGGCUAAUGCCAAACCAGAGAUCCCGGCUAUCGGUGGGACUUUGGCGUAUGACAUUCACUACUUUUAAGGAAUUGCCGCUUGCGUACUGUAAAAAAUGAACAUAAAUAAGAACACACAUAAGCUAAAGAAGAGGGAUGCAUCGAUACUGAUACUGGUGUCAGAUAUCAGUCUGACACUGUGCUUAUCGAGUCGUAUUGGGGGGUAAAAAAAAACAGAUGCGAGGUGACAUGCGUAUUGUUGUCGGCAAUAAACGACAACAGUUUGGACAUCAAUCGCGGUUAACGAUGGCAAAGCUAGCUGUAACUGUAUGCUGUACUCAGACAGUAUGAAUAACCUGAUAUAAACAUCUCUAACCGAAAACUCCGGCUGGUAAACGCUAGGAAAAAAACGAUGCUAGUUGAGUAUAAGUAGCUGCUCUUACCCUGUAUGUUGUUCUUGACAAUCAAGCUGCUAGCAUUCUCUCUGAUAACAAACAAAAACCUUAUUUUAACAUCCGAACGCUUUUCCGACACGAACCGAUACCAUGCGAUCUUACUCGAUACGACUCGUGUAGCUAGCUAGCUAAGGCACUUCCUUUAUUAUUAUGUAGCUAAGUCGCGUAGUUGUGUAAACGCAUGUACACACACACGCCAAUCUUUUCACGAUCGCUAAACAGAACGAGAAACAUUUCUCCGUACGUGUCCUGUCAGUAUCAGUCUCGUUAUCAGUAAUGUUUUCAAUUUUUACGGGAAGAGAAAUGGUCUGGAUGCAUCCCUGCUAGGGACAGGAAGUACAAUACUUGAGGAUCAUAAGCUUUGUUACAGAUCAGAGCUAUACCGUGUUUCGAUCGAUGGAUCAGAUGAUCGAAGGUUUUCGUGUAAAUGAAGCUAUCUUCUUAGGAUUGUAAAUCGUAAAUCGGUGAGUUUUUUUUUUAACACACUCCGUCCUGUCAGUUUCGUACUAUUAAAAAGAGACGGUCAGUAGUUUAUAAAGCUUCCUCACUACUCACGAUUGCCUUUGCUUUUUUUUUUUUUUGGCAUCUGUAGAAUCUGAUGUUAUUGUUGAUUUGUUUUUUUUUUGUUGUUUUUUUCUUUUCUUCUCAUUGUUGUUUAGAGAAAUCAUAAAAAAAACAAAACUGCGUCACCGGUUAAACGGCGAAACUCCAGCGCUUGUGGGCGACUGUAUGUUGAAUAGCACGUGACGGCGGUCGGUGGUGCUCAUUUAACCAGGGUGCUUUACGCUCUAUCAGUGCUGUGUUUAAUACACCCUCGCCACCUUGCCCACGUUAGUUCCUCUUGGUCAGAAUUUUGCCUGAUUGCCGGCUGUAGGUCCGGAAAUCUGAGCCGUCAGACUCGAUUUUCUUUUAAAACGAAUUAAAAAAAACAAACAAACGUGAUGUUAUAGGUAAACAUACCUAUAUAGUGUUUUAUUCCUUUCAUACCACAGCUAUUCACAAACAAUUACUAUACUUUUGUCUGUUUCUGGUUACAUUUAACUUUAUUUUAUCUAAUCACUUCCUGUUACGCUUACAAUCUUUUCUUGAAAACGUCUUCCUGGUACAAAAAGAAAUAUUCACAGCGUGAACUAUCACACACAUUGCGAUUCAAAUCCGUCGAUAUCGUGCCUGUGACUCGAGGCUGAACCGCUGUCUGAGCUGCUGUGAUUUUAGAAAAUUAAUCAACUUCAUUUUCUGGCCAAUCAGAAUCAGCGCUGUGGUAUGAAUUAAAAAAAAAAAAAAACGCAUGUAGCUACACUGCCAGUCAGAAUCUUUAUGAACACCUCCGGAUGUUUGUUUCGGUUCGCUGUAAAUGCUGCGGAAUAAAUAAAAUAACAGCGAAUGAGUGAAAUGGAAAGAAAUGUAUGCAAAAAAAUUUAGGGUUAAAAUUGUUCGAGAUAUUACAGUUAUUAUGAUAGCUUUUAAUAAAUAUCAGGUUUUUUUUUUUUUCAAAUUUCAAUCUAAAAAAUGAUUAGUUAUUGACUUAAAUUUUAUUUCCUUUUUUUAAUUAAUUAAUUAAGUUGAAUUUUUUUUUUUACUUCAAAAAUAUCAGAUAUUAAUCAGAAUUUUCAGGGGGUUUUUUUUAAGGAUAACAAAUUUUAAAAAAAGGUUAAAAAUUUACCUUUUUUAUUUUUAUUUAAAUCUAUCAACAACAAAAAAACUCUUGUGAAGUCAUUUAUAUUUCGUAGACCUAAAAUCUACAAUAUAAAGUAGAAAUGUCUUUGUGAAUGAUGUUAUGAUAUUUUUGCCAUCUCACACAUUGUUACUAAUUAGAGCUUUAAUAUUAGAUUUAUUUAUUUAUUUUUCAGAUCGAUUUGAUAUAAAAGUCAUUCAUCAAUCAUUUAUUUUGAGGUCAAUUAAAAAAAACAAAGCUAAAAUACUUCCUGAAUUUUUGACUGGCGGUGUAGGUAACGUGCUCGAAUUUUAGUUUUCACUUUGGACUUUGUCAAAAGUUUGUGCUCAAAUCUCUAAGAGGAAGUCAAUGAGGGCAUGUAAAGAACAGUAUUAAAACAUGCACAUCUCAUUAUUUUUCUCUUUGUGGAAGAGAUGUGCUCUUGUUUUCUUUUUCUUUCCCCGACAGCUGCCCCUAUCUCCUGCCCUCUCUCUCUCUCUCUCUCUCACACUCUCACACACUCUCUUACCAGACUCCCAUUAAUGCAUUAACACUUUAAUUUCCUCAUUAAAGCCAUCCAGUAUAGCUGCUCAGACGUAGCCGGAGAUGUCUAGGUUCUAUUUUUUUGAGUAACUGAAGAAUGUUAUUUUCCUAUGUACAACAAUAAAACAAGUAAAAUGCAAUUCACUCAUUUGGGCCAUUUGUCUAAUAAUGAUUUCAUAAAUCAUUUAUUAAAUAAAAAUGUUGUCAUCUGAUGUACGGAUGUAACCUUGUUAACUGACCUUACUUAAACCGCAAAUCUUUUAAAGCAUAAUUACAGGACACAAGGCCUUCAUAACACAUUCAAAAUGUGUUAAGAAAAUUGACAUUAAUGGAACUCAUACAAUUUACAUUAAUGGAUUUUAUACAAUGUCAAAAAAAAAAAAAUUAUGUUAAAGUAAGAACUAAGUUCCUCUCCUUCCUUAUUCUCCAAGUUUCUCAUGUUCAUAAGCAUUCAUAAAACCUUCAUACAUACAUUUUUGAGGAUUUCUGAAAGGCGUAUAUCCAAACUGAUGUGAUGACAUCUGUAAAAAAAAAUUCUUGUUUUUGCACUUAAAAAUAAAUAAAUAAAUAAAUAAAUCCUCUAGAAUCCACUGUUCAUACCACGUUCAUAAGCAAUGCACGAUUUCCUUACGAAGCAAUGCUGGAGGAUUAAUGAAGAUUAAUUAAGGCUUUUUCUCAGCACUUGUGAAGUGACAUCAUGGUUGUUAUGUUUUAGGUUAUGGAAGAGCUGUCAGGGGUUUUUUUUUUUUCUAAAAGCACAUUCAUGACACUUUCUGACAUUUUUAUAAGUAUUAACAUCAUUCAUAGACACUUGUGUAUGUUUGGAUAUAGAAAACGGAUAUAAAGCAUGCUGUAUGUACAACUUCUACAUAAUCGUUUAUUUAAAGAAGCUGAUAUUGUUCUCAAACUAAUCAAUUGUGUGUUUAUAACACCGUUAUGAAGUGCUGGUUUAUACUUUCUACAAAUGUACAUGUUUAACUGUACACAUUGCCAUUUAAGUGAGAAAGAAGAUAAUGCUUCAUAAACUUUACACAAACACUGUAUCAUUGCUAAAUGUAUGCAGUGCAUAGGAAUGUCUUAUGAAGGACCUAUGUACUGUAGAUACCCAUUCAUUAAAUCAUUGUAACUUUC
Molecule: messenger RNA, 5942 nt
Organism: Tachysurus fulvidraco (yellow catfish)
Lineage: Eukaryota; Metazoa; Chordata; Actinopteri; Siluriformes; Bagridae
Product: Krueppel-like factor 15
Exons: 3
Coding region: 246-1373 (375 amino acids)
Biological process (GO): regulation of transcription by RNA polymerase II
Molecular function (GO): RNA polymerase II cis-regulatory region sequence-specific DNA binding; DNA-binding transcription factor activity, RNA polymerase II-specific
Source: RefSeq, a predicted model, not a curated record